Suillus paluster is the source of this 951-nucleotide messenger RNA. Its product is annotated as isoprenoid synthase domain-containing protein. The record is from RefSeq and is a predicted model, not a curated record. NCBI's taxonomy places the organism in Eukaryota, Fungi, Basidiomycota, Agaricomycetes, Boletales, Suillaceae. Gene Ontology annotation, molecular function: carbon-oxygen lyase activity, acting on phosphates. The coding region runs from base 1 to 951 and encodes 316 amino acids. The transcript is spliced from 4 exons.
AUGUCAAUUAAAAACCUGUCCACCUCACCCCUGGAUGGUGACGUCCUAACAAGCCUCCGCCAGGCCAUCGCCGAAUUUCUUCAGCGUUGUGGCUUGCAAUAUAUGGACAUUGCGAUUGACGAAGCGUGGUACUCUGAAUGCUGCCAGGAGGCCAUCAACCGCGGCUUUCCGAUGGACGGGAAGUAUUCCAUCCUCCCGUACAUGGCCGUUGGCGUGGCUAUAAUGUCUAACGCUUAUGACCAUCUCCCUGACCGUGCAACGAAGAUGUGGAUCUGCCUCUUCACUUCCGUCAGCACCUGCAUCGACGACAUGAUGGACAGGGGAGAAGAUCUGGUGCAUGUGUACCGUUUCAACGAGCGGUUCGCGAGCUGCCAGCCACAGGGCGAUCCAGUCCUGAAUGCGCUCGAUGAACUCUUGCGGGAGGCCGCUCGCCAUUAUUCCCCCCCGGUGUCAAAUUUGGUUGUCGCGUCUUCGCUCAACUUCAUGUCCUCCAUUUUACUUGACAAUGAGACCAAGGAUAUGCAGAUCUCACCAGAGACUCCCUUGUACCCCGAAUAUUCUAGGCUGCUCUCAGGCUUGGCGGAUGCAUAUGGAUUCUUCAUUUUCCCUUCCACGCUCCCCCUUCGGGAAUACAUUCAAUGUAUGCCGGAUCUAACCACUGCCAUAAACCACACAAACGAUAUAUUGUCAUACUAUAAAGAAGAAAUUGAAGGUGACACCGCAAACUACUUGUCACUCAUGGCGGCCUCUCGUUCUCUCACUAAACAAGACGUUCUGCAUGAAGUCAUCGAGAAAACUGUGAAAGCGCAUCACAAUGUCCUCGAAUUCCUGAGACUGCGUACUGACGCCUAUGACGCUUACAUCAAAUUUUUUGAUGGGUAUGUCAAAUUCCAUGCUGCGUUGAGAAGGUACAAGCUGGAGGAGAUCAUGUCGGAGAGGUCAUCUUUUUGA